UCUGUAGAGAUGUAUUAUUUCCAAAUAAUCCUCUAGCUCAUAUGAUGACGUGAAAUUAGAUAAACGGGUAUCUAGGGUGCUUGACUUCGCCAAUUUGCGAGGCCCCCUGGAGGCUGCUGGUGGAAGUAGGAACGAGCGUCGGGUUACCAUAGCGCAGGAGCCCAAGAAACCCUGGAGGCUUCCGUAGUCGGUGGCAGGUCACGUGUUCAACCUUGCACCGGGUGACUUUCUCCAGUAGGGCUCCGGUGUCACAUGACCUGCUCUUGGGCAACAUGGCGGCAGUUGUAGUGCUGCUUUUGGACUGAGCAACAGCGAGUGUGGCGCACUCAUUCCCGGGGUGAGGAGUGCGUCAGCGUGAGAAGAGGGGCUGGGUCGUGGUCUUCCUGCUCCUGUCCCAGCAUCACCUGCAUCUCACGUGUCCUCUCCUCUGUCGGAACCAGAGGGAAUGACGAAACCCAGGGCUUUUCGCAGUGGUGCACUGUGCAUCGGAGCACGCUCCUAGGCGACGGUGGGCAAGUCUCCUCGAAGUCCUUUCUCCAACCUCCUUCCGUCGGAGGUGGGGCCGAGGCGUGGGCGGUUGCGAUUCCCCAGGGACCAUGGCCGGAUCCGACACGGCGCCGUUCCUCAGCCAAGCAGAUGACCCAGAUGACGGGCCAGCGCCUGGGCAUCCGGGGUUGCCAGGGCCCAUGGGGAAUCCCAAGUCCGGGGAGCUCGAGGUCCCAGACUGUGAGGGGCUACAGCGCAUCACUGGUUUAUCUCGGGGCCAUUCGACCCUCAUAGUGGUGGUGCUGUGCUACAUCAACCUCCUGAACUACAUGGAUCGCUUCACCGUGGCUGGGGUUCUUACAGACAUCGAGCAGUUCUUUAACAUCGGAGAUGGUAGUACUGGCCUCAUCCAGACUGUGUUCAUUUCCAGUUACAUGGUGUUGGCACCAGUGUUUGGCUACCUGGGUGACAGGUACAAUCGAAAGUACCUCAUGUGCGGGGGCAUUGCCUUCUGGUCCCUGGUGACACUGGGGUCAUCCUUCAUCCCCAGAGAGCAUUUCUGGCUGCUCCUCCUGACCCGGGGCCUGGUGGGGGUCGGGGAGGCCAGUUACUCCACCAUUGCGCCCACCCUGAUCGCCGACCUCUUCGUGGCAGACCAGCGGAGUCGGAUGCUCAGCAUCUUCUAUUUUGCCAUCCCUGUGGGCAGCGGUCUAGGUUACAUUGCUGGCUCCAAAGUGAAGGAUUUGGCUGGAGACUGGCACUGGGCUUUACGGGUGACACCAGGUCUAGGCGUGCUGGCCGUCCUGCUGCUGUUCCUGGUGGUACAAGAGCCCCCGAGAGGAGCUGUGGAACGCCACUCAGGUUCACCACCCCUGAGCCCCACCUCUUGGUGGGCAGAUCUGAAGGCACUGGCACGAAAUCCUAGUUUCGUCCUGUCUUCCCUUGGCUUCACCGCUGUGGCCUUUGUCACGGGCUCCCUGGCUCUCUGGGCCCCAGCAUUCCUGCUGCGCUCCCGUGUUGUUCUGGGAGAGACUCCUCCCUGUCUCCCUGGAGACUCAUGCUCUUCCUCUGACAGUCUCAUCUUUGGACUCAUCACUUGCCUGACUGGAGUCCUGGGUGUGGGCCUGGGUGUGGAAAUCAGCCGCCGCCUUCGCCGCUUCAACCCUCGGGCUGACCCACUGGUGUGUGCAGCCGGCCUCCUGGGUUCCUCGCCUUUCCUCUUCCUGUCCCUGGCCUGUGCCCGAGGUAGCAUCGUGGCCACCUAUUAUGUGGUGAUCCCAACUCGACGGUCCACAGCUGAGGCCUUCCAGAUAGUGCUGUCCCACUUGCUAGGUGAUGCGGGGAGCCCUUACCUCAUUGGUCUAAUCUCUGACCGCCUCCGAAGGAGCUGGCCCCCUUCCUUCCUGUCCGAGUUCCGGGCUCUGCAGUUCUCUCUCAUGCUCUGUGCUUUCGUCGGGGCCCUGGGUGGCGCGGCCUUCCUGGGCACCGCCAUGUUCAUUGAGAAUGACCGCCGGCGGGCACAACUCCACGUGCAGGGUCUGUUGCAUGAGACCGAGCCCUCAGAUGACCAGAUUGUGGUACCUCAGCGAGGCCGUUCUACCCGAGUCCCUGUGUCCAGUGUGCUCAUCUGAGGAGCCGUUGCUCGAGCCCAGCCAUAGAUGUCACAGCUGGUCCUGGGCCCACCCCAAACGGUUCCCAGGCAGAAGCCCUCACCAGGCCCAGGUCCAAGAAGGAAGCCCUGGGAUAGAUCCCAGCUCCCAGACACUACAUGGGCAGCCCAGGGAAGAGAUGGGUGUCCAGAAAUGGGGGUUGUCCUCUCUACUAGGGUAGCCCAAGGGGUUUGGUGCUAUUUGUAACGGAUGUAAAUAAAAUUUGUAAUCAGA
Messenger RNA from Rattus norvegicus (Norway rat), 2369 nucleotides. The record is from RefSeq and is a predicted model, not a curated record. Lineage: Eukaryota; Metazoa; Chordata; Mammalia; Rodentia; Muridae.